CCAUAUAUAUUCUUGACCAUGACACCUUGAAAACUGAAACAUCAGAUUCCAACAGGAAAUGGAUCUGUUGUGCAGCUUAGCAUAUCCCCAGAUGAGUGCAUGUGGCUUAUGCUCUUAGUAAUGGAUCUGUGGAAGUGUUUGAGAUCUUAGGUCAAGAUGGAAGUGGAUGUAGACAUCUUAUUGGAUCCCGAGAACAUGAAGGUCAAAUUGUAUCUUCAAUUGUUUGGUCCCUGAACAGUGUGGAAGUUUAUAUCGGAGAUACUGUGGGAAGGGUGUCAGUUAUGUAUGUUCCAAAAAGUAGGACUGCUUCAUUGUUCCGCAGCUCCUGCAUUCACCUCAUGACCCUGGAUUCCGCAGUUACACAACUAGAUUAUUGUGAUGGUCAUCUUCUUGUAUCUACUCUAGAUCGUUCAUACAUUUGCAACACAAGUUUAGAAACUUUCGCUCAGAUAGGGACAAAAUUAAGGAAGGGUGAAUUUGGUGGCUGCUUUUGUAAAGUAAAUCUUGUUAGUAACAUUCCCCCGACAAAUCCAUCCAUGAAACACAAUCACCAUGAAGUAGAAGAAAGCCUUGAAGAAAACCCUAAAUCCAAUUACUCUCCCAGCGAUUCAGGGAAGUUUGAACUCUCGGAUUGCUACGAAGUCACAGAAGACAAGGAAGAAAACAUCCAACAACCCACUGACAUCCGACAGCCCACCGAAAAGUCUGUUAGUACUAUUCCGCAACAAGGCGUGGUAACUCGCAUAUUUUGUGCAAGGCCUGGCUCUAGGGUUUGGGAAGCAGAUCUUUCAGGCAAAGUUCUUGUAACCCACCAACUGAAAAAUGCAUUGAUGGUACCACCAGUGGACGUUUUGCUAAUAGAUGGCUCGUAUGGGGAUACAGAGAUGCUUCAAGGAGAUGCUCUUAAACUGGAAAAACAGUUGUCAUCACUGAAACAAUGGACAAAAAGCAAAAAGGGUGACACUUUAGAGUUGGUUAAUGAGAAGGGAAGUGUUCCUGUCAACUCUUCUGAGAAUUCUAGUGUGAAACAUUCUCCAGUGGGUGUUGCCUUUACAAAAAUGCUCAACUUUUAUAAUAGUUUUCUUCUUGCUGUCUCUAAUUUUGGACUUUAUAUAAUUGACCCUUCAAAUUCUACUGUUUUACUCUGGGUAAGUGAACCAGAUGGAAUUUUGGAUAUUAAAGUGAGUGGAAACACGCUGAUUUAUAAAACAGGUCAUGGUAGCAUACAAAACUUUAUGAUUACAACAGUGGAUGUUGCAAUAUUGGUGUUGCAUAAUCGCAGUUUGAUGAUUGAAUGCGCUCGUUUAUGUCUACAGCAUCACUACAUAUUUUCAACUUCAAGAUUGCUUUGUCGAUUAGGGAUAAAAGUUCUCUCUGACUUAACAAGUCAGAUAGUUGAUGAAAAUGUUAAGAGAGCACUUCAGACACUGGAGAACAUGAUUGGCCAAAAUCAGGAUAAAGAAAACCAGAGUGAAAUCAAUCCAAAGAAAUCAGGAAUAACAUAUGUAAGAAAUGAGAAGUACAAUUCAUGUGAAAUCAAGGAAAGUCUUCAUUUUGCCCUAAGGCUAAGUCAUCAUGCAUUUCUUCCAGCUUCAGUAACCAGGUGGUAUAGUGAACCACAUUUGGGGUAUGGGCAAGACUUAGGGCCCUUGGCACAGCGCUCUGCAGUCUCUGUAGAGACAAGUCCAAUUCAUGAGCUGAAGGGAAAUAGAUUUCUUUUGGGUACAUCUAGUUUCUUGCAGGAUUUGCAGAGUGGCUUAUCUUUAGGAAAUUAUUCUAGUGAAGACACAUUGCAGUCUUUCUCUAAGUCACAUAGUGGUUUUAGCAGUCUUUCUGAUGGAUCUGAUAGAAAGUCAAGUAGUCCAGAUCCAUUAUAUAACAGGACAUCGAGCAGUCCAACCCAUUCAUCAGGUAGAUGGUCUCAGCAAUCUGAUAAAUCCCACAAGAGCUUAGAGAGUUCCCAAGAAAUGUAUGAAGACCCAUUAUUUCCUCCAAGUGAUAGCUCACCUGAGUUAGAGAUGGCUGCUAGGAUGUAUUUGGAUAAUCGCUGCCAGCACUCCGGAAACUCGGUUGAAUCUCAAUCCCUGUACAGCAUCCCUUAUGCUCCUAUCAGCCCUUCUUCUGAAACUGCAGCGAUUGUGCAGGACCUAAUGGAAAAUGCAGCCACCAAUGUGGUUAGUACUAUAACACUUGGAACAAAAUCCUUAAAAGAAAAAUUUAAAAAUGUUACACAGUUAAAAACUUCAAGUGAAAUGUCUCCUUUGAGAACAAGAAAAAGCCCUUUUUCUGUUUUGGAUAUCCUAGGGAAUAGUUCAAUUGUGGAUUGUGAGGACCCUUUUCAAAGUAGCACCUCUGGAACAGAUGAAACUGAUGGUUUUGAUGUGGAUAUUGUUAUUAAGACAAAGACUAAGAAGAAGGGGAGUCGCAAAGCUAUUGGAGCAUCACCUGUUAUGAGUAGACAGUCAACCUUACCAGAAGUUGAUGACAUAAUGCAUUCAAGUAGCAUAGAACUCCCUGGGGUUGUGCGCAAUUUACAUGAGCUUGUCAUGUCAACAAUGAAACAAAUAACUGUUGCAGAAGAUCAGCAAGAAACAACUGACCUACUAACUCAGUGGUUUGAAGUAUAUUGUAGUGCAGUCCAGCAUAUCUACACCAAUAAGAAUUCUCCUCAAGGGAGUGACGAACCCCAAGAUGGACCUGUUUCAAUAUCAUCAGUAGAUUCUUUAGUUAGUGUUGGAACAUCCUGUGAUUCCUUAAAGUGGGACAGCAAUGAUAUUGGAUUUGAGCCAUCAGCAAUGAGUGCUGAUAUUCUUGAGCAGUUAACAAAAAUGUUUCUUCAUUGUUUGCAGUCCAGAGUGUAUGCUGGUGGUAGUAAUUUGCGUGGUAUUUCAGGUUUUACUAAGGUCGACAUACCACAACACCAGUUAACUCCUGAUGAUGUUAAAAAACUAGAUGCCUUGUAUGCUCAGCUUAUUACUAAUGAUUGUGGUUUGCUUCAUUACUCAACUUUACUCAAUGCUUUGGAUACUCUGGGACAGAAUUACUUCUUGUUAACCUGGAUAGCCUUAUUAGAAAAAGUUACAAAGGACUCAGAGGUGGUUAGCAUUUAUCCCCUCCCUGAUAUAAUUUCAGAUUUAGAUUUUACCAGAUCACAAAGAGUAUCUUUUCUAUACAAGCUUGCAUGCAGUGGAAAUAUGAAACACUUCAUUUCAGCAGCAGUGCAGGUGCAAAACCCAUAUGUGAUAUUUGAUGUGAUAUUUAUGUUGAAUUUUGUCUUACAUAAGCCCAAUGAGAGCACUGUGCCAUUAACAAAAUAUAGUGUUAAGCAUUAUCUCUUUCUGUACCUGAAGGAGAUAGCUAAGGAUAAAGAUAUAAGAGAACUUUACCUUGCAUACUGGAGCUGGUGUCCAGAGUUGCAAUAUGAUGUCUUGAGUGCUUUGUUGAGUGCCUUAAACCCUUCAUCCAUGUCAUGUAACUGUGGAAUGCCUAUUCCUUGCAGUAGGAGUAUACCGCUAGAAAACCUAGUGGAAACUUUACUCUCUCAUCAUAUACUUGCUCCUAAGAAUAUGUUACAGCUCUGCCAAAGCUCAGGAUAUUGGAAAGGGUACUGCAUUCUCUCUUUGGCAUACAAACUUCAUGCUCCAGCUGAGAUUUUUCCCCAUGUCUUGCAAACCUGUGAUGCAGAUCUGAUUGAAAUGGCUAUGGAUUCACUGGACAAAACAGAGCUUUCUGUAUCAGUAAAGACUAUGAUGAUGGUAACAAGUACAAAUAUUUCUGUGAUCAAAUGCUUUAAGUGCCAAAGUAUUAUUGAACUUCUUAGCAGAGUUCAGGAAGAGACUGAAGAUCUGCCUGAAAAUCCUAUUUUCAAGUUUAGAGUUAAUGGGGAACCUCACUAUGAAGGUUUAAAUCUUGAGACUUUGAGUGAUAAAUCUGACGAAAACCAUUUAGAAAGCUUAACAGAGUCCUUAGAUGUGGUAAACACUGAAAAUAUACACUCAGUGAAAAAUCCAGUUAGUUGCAAAAUUAUUUCAGAUGUUAAACAGCUGUGGGAAACUGUAAUAAUUCAGCUCCUGCGAAAAACCCAGACUGCAGAUACACUUCAACUUCUCCAGUCAGUGCAGGAGGAGAUUCCACCUGGGAUAAUACCACAGAGAGUAUACAGUUGGUGCAUCAUGUUAUCAUUAGUUGAAAACAGAGGUCCAGCAGCUCGCUGGGCUUUACUGGACUCGCUCACAAAUAGUUGCAUCAAGCCAUACUCUAAAAAGGUUGCAGAGGCAAUCCGAAGAUCUGAGCCAUCCUCAACAGGGCAAGAAAAUAUAUCAGUCCCCCCAACUAGCAACAAAGAGCCAUCAGCAACCUUUUCACCUCUUGGCCACCAUUGGGGUGUGCGAAGUCAAGUUUUACAAGGAAUAUGUCACUUCUGUCAAUUAAGGCUUCCAGAGGAGGCCCUGGUGAGUGUAGGGGGUGUUACAGUUUUCCCAUGUAGCCAUGCCUACCAUGCUAUAUGUUUAGCUCAAAGAGGAUACUAUUGCAUUAUUUGUACAAGACAAGAAUCUCUGAAGCUUCGAGGAAGUUAAUAACCAUGAUCUGAUUUUGUACUGUGGGGUGACUAGAAUCAGAACUUUUUAAAUCUUUUUUACUAUUAAUUUUAGUGACAAUGUUCUGAUAAUCAUCUCCAUUCCAGCCCUUCAAGUUUGUAUUUUCCAAGAAAAUGACAAGAGAAUUUACCUUGCAUGAGGUGUAUUGUUCUAUCAAAUAGAUUUAGUACACAGUAAUUGCUAGCAUGUAGUUAAAACUGAUUAUAUCUAAAUUUCAGUUUUAUACAUAGCAAGGAAAAAACUUUACAUAAUUGAGCUCCUUCCUACAUUAAGGGUCCAACCAACCCAAUUAUGGCUUCUAAUAUUAUGACAGGUGAUAAGCCUAUUAUUUUACAUAGUUGUAGUAAUUAAUAGACAAUUCUGGAUUUGCAAUGUUAGAAAUAAAGUUUAUAUAUAAACAUGUGUAAGUAUAUAAAAUCUUUUCUUGGUAGCUAUGAACAGACUCAUGUUACUUGGUGUAACUGCUGUAGCUUUGAGCAAUUUUCAUAAAAUGUGCCUUAGGAUAAACUUAAGUAUGCAGUCCAAAACAGGGUACUUUCCAUAAAUACUAUCUAUUGCAUAUUAAGUGACGAAGAACUUGCUAUGUGAAUGUGUUUUAGAGUUACAAAUUAGAGACAAUAGUGCUGUUUCUUAUAUGGGAACUUGUACUACUGGUAUUUAUAUAUUUCUUAGUAUCCUAUAGACAUACAUAGAAAAUAUUCUCUUUUUUUCAUGGAACAAAGCACUAAAUAUUACUGUACCUUUUUAAAUUCUUGGUAAUUGUCUCAUGAAAGUAGUGAAGUAUUCCAAUUAAGGCUUUCUAAUUGUUCUGAAUGGCAGUACUGAAUUGAUAGUAUAAUAUCUUUGUGUUUAAACAUAGGUAAAAAUCCUAAAAUUUUACAAGUUUUAUAUGACAAAGGUGUUGAAGGCAGACUAAUAAAAAUUGAUGGCAAAUUACAUUUAUGGAUAUACGUACCAGUAAGUUUUUUUUUUCUUUUUUGUAGGGACUAGGUAGUACUCAUAUGAGGUGGAUAUAACAUAGUUCUGAUGAGAAUUGUAGAUGUAUGUUUUUAUUAAUUUGAGCUUACAUUUUCUUGACAAUCAUCUUUAUUGUCAUUCAAUAUCUGGUCACUAUUGUUUUGAUUUCAGGUGAAUUAAAGUGAAGGUCUUUGAUAUUUACUUUUAAAAAAUAUCACUUAAUCAUUACUUUUACUGAAGAGACAGGUUGUUAGCAAGAAAUUGUUUUGAUUCAAGAUUCGUAAAAAUUGGCUUAAAAAUGAAAUUUUCAUGAAUUAUAUAGAGUCCUGGCCUAUAAUUGUUGCAGUUGGCAAUUAUACAGUAUAAACCCAAGAACAGAUCCUGUAUUACAUAAUUUCCACUCAUCUGAGAAAACUAUAUUUGAGUAAAAAAAUGUGUGCUGUUAUUAAAUAUUUCAAACCUCUGUUUGAUAACCAAUAUCAGGCUUUUCAUCCUCAAUUCCCAUAGUGUAUUACCAAUAUGGUAUGCAUUACAUAUCUCUCUAUAGUAAAUGGUAAAAAAGGCUCCCUGCAGCUUCCCUCAGUUCUAGCUGCAUUGCUUGUGGCCUUUUACUUUUCAUGUACGUAUUUCCUUUGGUCUCUUCUUGCUAGGCUGUUUAACUUCUUUAACUUUAGUACAUUAUUAAAAUUUUCACUUCUUGUUCAAGAACAGAUUGUGUAACUGAGCCAUGCAAGAGUUUAGAAAUGUGAAUUUGUUUUGUUGAACCAUGAACAGGAAUAAUAUUAAUCUCCACCUCAUCUAUGUAGUUUUUGUCAUAACUAGGGUGACAGACUUUAGAUGUGGAUUUUGUUGAUUUUGGUAGCAAGUGGGCUUUAAAGUACAUGGUAAUUAUAUUGUACAGUACUAUACUUAUAAUCUAUGAUCUUUUACUAUGAUAGCAUCUUUCUCUUUUUUUUUCCAUUGGCGAGCCUCAAAAGUCUUGAUAAAUUCAGUGGUCAUACAAAACAGUUAAUUUACCGAAGAAAGUGAUGUUCCACAGAGAAGAAAAUAUAUAAAGUGAAAUAAAAGCAACUCUGCUGAUGUAGCCAUUAUUUUCAAUGAAAGAAUAAAGCAUUCAGGCCUACUGUACUUCAACAUCUGGGUGACAGACUAUACCCUUCAUCAUAAUAUAAUGAGUGCCUGACUACAAAAGCAGUGCUUCUACAAGUAUGCAAAGUAACUAUACAAUAAAUAAUUAUCAAUAGAAGGACUUAUUAUAUCAUAAUAGAGGCUUCAUUUCUCUGUUUAAAAAUCAUAUUCAAAUUUAUUCAACUGUUAUGAGGCUGCUUAUUAGGAAACAUUAACACUUUAAUAUAAACAAAUCAUGACCCUGAGACUUAAAUAGUAAACCAAUCAUGAAAACUGAGAACAUUACUUCAAAAGCUCAUCUAGGUUCAUGCAUUUGAGGAAAAUGCUAUGAGCACUAGUAUAUGAAAAUUAAAAGCUCUCUCUGUUGCAUAUUUUAGUUUGAAAUUUAUUACUGUACUAUGUUAACUUUAUAUGACCUUUGAGCUUACUCUAUCAGAUCUCUUUUUAGUGUCAAGAGAUUUCAAGAACUGUUGGAUAUAGUAUAUAGAAUAACAUCAAACAAUAUAUAUCUAUAGUAUAUUUAAUGAAAUCA
Macrobrachium nipponense is the source of this 7215-nucleotide messenger RNA. RefSeq lists its product as uncharacterized. Gene Ontology annotation, biological process: developmental pigmentation. The record is from RefSeq and is a predicted model, not a curated record. NCBI's taxonomy places the organism in Eukaryota, Metazoa, Arthropoda, Malacostraca, Decapoda, Palaemonidae. The transcript has 6 exons. Bases 282 to 4577 code for a protein of 1431 amino acids. Gene Ontology annotation, cellular component: cytoplasm.